Messenger RNA from Scleropages formosus (Asian bonytongue), 5197 nucleotides. RefSeq names its product OPA1 mitochondrial dynamin like GTPase (gene opa1). Gene Ontology annotation, molecular function: microtubule binding; GTPase activity; GTP binding. Bases 124 to 3189 code for a protein of 1021 amino acids. Gene Ontology annotation, biological process: mitochondrial fusion; peroxisome fission; mitochondrial fission. The record is from RefSeq and is a predicted model, not a curated record. NCBI's taxonomy places the organism in Eukaryota, Metazoa, Chordata, Actinopteri, Osteoglossiformes, Osteoglossidae. Gene Ontology annotation, cellular component: cytoplasm; microtubule; mitochondrial intermembrane space. The transcript has 31 exons.
CCUGCUCUCUUGGUGUGUCCUUGUUGGCUGCACAGCUAGCUUGUUGAGCUGUGUCAGAUGUAAAAAUGAAAUAGUUUUUUGAAAAGCAAAUACAAUAUUAUAGGUAUUUAUUCACGCUUGCGCAUGAUGAUGUUACGAGCUGGGAAUAUAGUCGCCUGCACGGCGUGCAGAAAUCUGGCGUUGAGCAGCGUGAGAGUUCGAUUCCGAAUGCCACUUCAGAAGCUGCAGCCGCUGUCUCAUGCCGUCCACCAUCGGUACUCAUCCGGUUCCAACCCUCCUCGGCCCCCGCGCUGCCCGGCGGCUCGGCAGUUCACCAGCCUGUCCAGGCUGCCUCCCCGUGGCCAGCGCUCUCAACACGGAGGCCACCAUUACCAGCAGCGCCGCACAUUCUGGGUUGCCCGGCUAGCCGCCAGGCUCCUUAAGCUGCGCUACAUCUUGCUGGGCUCGGCUGUGGGCGGAGGGUACACGGCCAAAAAGACGUAUGAUGAGUGGAAAGACAUGCUGCCUGAUCUCAGUGAAUAUACAUGGAUAGUGCCUGAUUUCAUCUGGGAGCUGAAUGAACAUAUCAACUUGGAGAAAAUUGCCAGUGUUCUCCCAGACACUGAGGAACUGGCCAAGCUGCUGCCUGACCUGGAGAAGAUUGGAGAGAAUUUCACAUUCCUCAGGAGUCUCCUGUCAAACGGUGUUUAUUUGGGUAGUGAAGUCAAAGGAGCUUCUGGCCUGCAUCUGUUGUUAGAAUCAUCUGGAGAACCAACAUUCAAAGCCAUGGAGAACCAGGGAUCAGAUACCAGUGAUAAACAGUUUAAAAAGGACCUGCUCAGGGAGCUCGUUCUCAUUCAGCAACAGAUUCAACAACACGAGGAGGAAGCGCACAGGGCCACAGCCAGUAGCUCCGGUCCGAACCCCAGCCCCUCGCAGCACAAGCGCAAGGCCACAGAUAAAGAGAAGAUUGACCAGCUUCAAGAGGAACUUGUCCGGACUCAGAUAAAGUACCAGCGCAUGCUGGAGCGCCUCGAGAAGGAGAACAAGGAGCUCCGCAAGGUGGUCCUGCAGAAGGAUGACAAGGGCAUUCAUCAGAGAAAGGUCAAGAAGUCCCUCAUUGACAUGUACUCAGAAGUCUUAGACAUCCUCUCUGACUAUGACUCCAACUACAACACCCAGGACCACCUGCCAAGAGUGGUUGUUGUGGGGGACCAGAGUGCCGGCAAGACCAGUGUACUAGAGAUGAUCGCACAGGCCCGGAUUUUCCCACGGGGUUCUGGGGAGAUGAUGACUCGGUCCCCUGUCAAGGUUACACUGAGUGAAGGACCUCACCACGUCGCCAUGUUUAAGGACAGCACACGUGAAUUUGACUUGGGCAAAGAAGAAGAUCUUGCAGCACUGCGCCACGAGAUCGAGCUCAGGAUGCGCAAGAGUGUCAGGGAGGGGCAGACAGUCAGCCCCGAGACCAUCUCCCUGAGCGUGAAGGGUCCAGGAAUCCAGAGGAUGGUGCUUGUGGACUUGCCAGGAGUGAUCAGUACUGUAACCACUGGGAUGGCCGCUGACACCAAGGAGACCAUCUUCAGCAUCAGCAAGGCUUACAUGCAGAACCCAAAUGCCAUCAUCCUGUGCAUUCAAGAUGGCUCGGUGGAUGCUGAGCGCAGCAUUGUCACAGACCUGGUCAGUCAGAUGGACCCCCAAGGGAAGAGGACCAUAUUUGUCCUGACCAAGGUGGACCUGGCUGAGAAGAACCUGGCCAGCCCCAGCAGGAUUCAGCAAAUAGUGGAAGGAAAGCUCUUCCCCAUGAAGGCUUUGGGAUACUUCGCUGUGGUGACAGGGAAAGGAAGCAGCAACGAAAGCAUUGAAGCCAUAAAAGAUUACGAAGAGGAAUUUUUCCAGAGCUCCAACCUACUGAAAACGGGAAUGCUGAAAGCACAUCAGGUGACCACCAAGAACCUGAGCCUGGCCGUGUCUGACUGCUUCUGGAAGAUGGUGCGCGAGUCAGUGGAGCAGCAAGCGGACGCCUUUAAAGCCUCCCGCUUCAACCUGGAGACUGAGUGGAAGAACAAUUAUCCGCGCCUGCGAGAGCUCGACAGGAAUGAACUCUUUGAAAAAGCCAAAAACGAAAUAUUGGAUGAAGUGAUCAGCUUGAGUCAAGUGACGCCAAAACACUGGGAAUCCAUCUUGCAGAAGAAGCUGUGGGAGCGUGUCUCCACCCACGUCAUUGAGAACAUCUACCUGCCAGCUGCCCAAACCAUGGAUUCAGGAACCUUCAACACCACUGUGGAUAUCAAGCUCAAGCAAUGGACAGACAAGCAGCUACCACACAAGGCCCUGGAGGUAGCCUGGGAGACCCUGCAGGAGGAGUUUGCACGCUUCAUGGCGGAGUAUAAGGGGAAGGACCAGGAUGACAUCUUUGACAAGUUGAAGGAGGCGGUGAAGGAUGAGAGCAUCAAGCGCCACAAGUGGAACGAGCGUGCCUUGGACAGCCUGAGGGUGAUCCAGCACAAUGCCCUGGAGGACCGUUCCAUUACGGACAAGCCCCAGUGGGAUGCCGCCAUCCAGUUUAUGGAGGAGACGCUCCAGGCUCGCCUUAAAGACACCGAUUCGGUCAUCACAGACAUGGUGGGUCCUGACUGGAAACAGAGGUGGCUCAACUGGACGAACCGCACCUCAGAACAGCACAUCCGAAACGAAACCAAAAAUGAGCUGGAGCGUCUCCUGAAGCUGCACGAGGACCAUACCGCAUACCUGGCAAAUGAUGAGGUCACCACCGUGCGCAAGAACCUCGAGGCCAAAGGGGUGGAGGUGGACCCCGUCCUGAUCAAGGACACGUGGCACCAGCUGUACCGGCGGCACUUCCUGCAGAAAGCCCUGUUCCACUGCAACCUGUGCAGAAGAGGCUUCUACUACUACCAGAGGCACUUUGUGGACUCCGAGCUGGAGUGCAACGAUGUGGUCUUGUUCUGGCGGAUCCAGAGAAUGCUGGGAAUUACGGCUAACACGCUGAGGCAGCAGCUCACCAACACUGAAGUGCGGCGCCUGGAGAAAAACGUCAAGGAGGUUCUUGAGGAUUUUGCCGAGGACAAUGAAAAGAAGGUCCAGCUGAUCACGGGCAGGAGAGUGCAGCUUGCCGAGGACCUCAAAAAGGUCAGAGAAAUUCAGGAAAAGCUUGAAGCCUUUAUAGAAGCUCUGCACAAGGAGAAAUAGUGCAGCAGACCCCUGGGGCACAAACCGCACGGAAACCACUGGAAAACGCACUGAGCAAAGGAGAGCCUUCCUCUGUAAAUGACUGCCUGCUUCUUCACCCCGGCCCCCAUCCGAUUUUAACGUUUGUGGCUUAGCUUAGUGAGAGUGAAUCCAGUAAGGGAUCGGUUUACCAUUUAAAAAAGAGCUUCGCUGUAUUCAAAGGAGACGAGUGGAAACCGUGUACUUUGCUGCAGUUUAUCGGUGUUUCUUUGUUGUGUGUGCUCAAUUCAGAGCGGGUUUCUGAUCGCAGUUCGCCCAUUUAUUUAUUAAAAGUGCUCGGUGUGUCACUUGAACUCUCUUUAGUUCUGCAUCUCAGAAGCUGGCAUCACUUUAGGGCUCAGGAAAAGGCAAAGUAUCACCUUCCCAGCGAACAUUUCUCCAGGGCUAUGUUUGUCUUCCCGUUGUGUGAGGGAGAACGUGCCCUUAGCGUGCAUCGCGUGUGUGAUGGAUGAUGCGGCUGGGGCAGCAAGCGGCCCCCUGGCCCGAGGUGUAAAGCUGGACCUCGUGUGCGACCGGCACUCGCACGAGCUCCGCUUGAAGAGCAACAGAACUUGAGUCAGUAUUCGGUUUCCUCCCUCUUCUGUGUGUACAGCCAUUAAACAUCAUUAUAUGUGUAAGUGCAAAAUGAGUCUCUUGAUUGGUGAUUCUCUGUACAUAUGUGAAUGGGGUUUAUUUCAGAUGUAAAUGUCUUAAACCAAGAAAACACCUCUGUACAGCACUGGUUUGAAAUGUAAUGUCGAUGUCAUCUAGUGCACAGCUAUUCAGAUAGCGGAGUUGUGUGUUCGUGUUUUGAACGUUGGGCGCGAAAGUGGCGUCUUUGAUUAACUACGGCGCCGACAGGCGAACGGCGCGUUCGCCGAGUUCCGCGGGCUGGACGGGUGCGGCAGGUGGCCGCGGCGUUUCAGAUUCUCUGCAUGUGUUUGUUUUUCUCAAGGUUUGCGACCGACGCCCCGUCACAGACGGCCAAAGACCCUGCUUGCCCUACCCCCGCGACUCAGGUUUCCUUUAAAACACCUGUGCUUGCAUCGCCACUCGGCCCGACGGGGUGUAAACACCACAAGGGGUAUGGUAAUAUCACGGUAACUGCAAAUGCUGAGUCCUCCCUCCACACCCUCCUGCCUGUCCAAACCAGAGGACAGUGCCGUAAAUCCUUAUAUUGCUUUCUUUUAAAACGCUUGGCCCCCCGCCAUCAGCGCGCGUGCACACACACACACACACACACACACACACUCUCUCUCUAUAUAGAUUCCCCUUCUCCUAACAAGUCUCAGCCAUCUGUGUGGUUCUCUUGUUUGUGAAAAGAGCGACGAUCACACCUCCCCGCCGAUCACUUGGGUUAGGGUUAAUACCUCUAGUUAGUAAUACCAAGGUGGGGUUUAGCUGGGUAGUGACCGUUACUGUCAGUUAGUGAAAGACAGGCUAAUGGAAACAUCAGGUUAAUUGUUUUUAAAAUUGACAGGAAGUGAAUUUCAGCCGCUGAACAUUAUUGCUGGGCUUUUACUGAGGGGCCCAUUUGUGGAAUAGGGAGGAAUUCUGAAUGCUGAAGCACUGCUGUUCCACAGGUUUAUUUCUUCCUUCUCUCUUAAUGCAAAAGUUGGUUGUUUUUCGUAAGGCCUUGCAUGAUGUUCGUCAUCACGUACAAAUAUUUAUUGAAUCCGAUUCUGUCUAAGGUCUGGAAAAAGGCUCAUUAAUAAAAUGUCAUUUUUCAUGAGUCAAGAAAAGGGAGAUUUUCUUAAGGCAUUUUUUUUUUCCCCCUCUUUUAUGUGACCUCCCCCGCCAUGUCUUGCACACCGUUCUCGUGGCACCACUGUCACCUUGUACCAGUGUUUGAGCAUUGUGCAAACUGUACAGGUGUGUGCACAUUGUGUAUGCGUGGUGCAGAGCUCUGUGUGUCAUGUCUCUUUUGUACUGAUGGCUCUCACUGAACUCAUAAAAUGCGCUGACUUCUCUUGAGUUUCCUGGUGCCUCA